Symbiodinium sp. CCMP2592 is the source of this 516-nucleotide messenger RNA. NCBI's taxonomy places the organism in Eukaryota, Dinophyceae, Suessiales, Symbiodiniaceae. The record is from the annotation of a GenBank genome assembly.
AUGGAGAUCCAGAUCCAACCCGACGGCCGCUUGACCAAGGAACAGCGGGCCGAGAUUACCAAAGGGUUUGAAUUCAUGGGCUUGAUGGCUGAGGGUGGUCGGGCACGAAAGCGCAAAGGCUUACCGCUCAUCGUGCCGAAAGGGGAGGUUCCGAGGCUGCUGCGGGGAUGCGGCAGAGCGCUUAGCAAUCAGGAGCUGCGAGAGCUGCUGCCGGAGGUCCCAGACGAGGGGAUCCAGCUCGAAGGCUUCCUGAGACUCUACGAGAAGGCUGCUGAGUUGCCGUUGCUGAACGAGUACCAGCUAUGCGAGGCUCUCCAGGCGCUGGAUCUCACGAGGAGGGGGACCUUGGACCCCAAGGGCCUCAAGGACAUCAUGCACUCCUUUGGUGACAGGCUGACUCCUUCGGAGGUUGACCAAAUCUUGGAGGGCCUGCCUCGGGAUGGGUUGGGCCGAGUCAGCUGCCGACUCAUCGCGCGGAAGCUGAUCAAGGGCCCCGACGACAUUCCACACCUUUAG